GGUUUGUUCUAAUGGGUUCCUUCAAAAGUGAUCAAAAUGUGAGCUUUGCUGCUCCGAGGGCGUUUGGGAAGAGGCUGAAAUCGGAUCUCAAAGAGACGUUUUUCCCUGAUGAUCCGUUCAGGCAGUUUGGAGAUGGCGGAGGGGCUGUGCAGCGAGUGAAAAAGGUCCUCAAGUAUUUCGUUCCCAUAUUGGAAUGGCUUCCUAAAUACAACUUGAGUAUGUUUAAGUAUGAUUUGCUUGCUGGUAUUACCAUUACCAGCCUCGCUAUUCCCCAAGGCAUCAGUUACGCCAAGCUCGCCACUCUCCCUCCCAUCAUUGGCCUUUAUUCCAGCUUCGUUCCUCCACUUGUAUAUGCAGUGUUUGGAAGCUCCAAGCAUCUGGCGGUGGGGACAGUGGCCGCAUGUUCCUUGCUCAUUUCGCAAAUCAUCGGACGAGUGGCGUCCCCGGAAGAAGAACCCACAUUGUAUCUCCACUUGGUUUUCACCGCCACCCUUGUUACCGGCGUCUUUCAGGCCACCUUAGGCUUUCUACGACUGGGAAUUUUGGUAGAUUUCUUAUCGCACUCGACAAUACUCGGGUUUAUGGGAGGGACGGCUGUGAUCAUUUCCCUGCAACAGCUGAAAGGCAUGCUUGGACUCACUCAUUUCACCUCUAAAACUGACGUUUUUUCGGUACUUCACGCAGUGUUCACCCGUACAAAUGAGUGGAAAUGGCAAAGUGCUGUCGUCGGCAUCGUCUUCCUUCUAUUCCUUCAGUUUACAAGGUUCCUGAGAAACAGAAACCCCAAGCUAUUCUGGGUGUCAGCGAUGGCUCCCAUGGUAACAGUGGUAGUCGGGUGUUUGUUUGCUUAUUUCAUCAAUGGAAGUCAGCAUGGAAUCUUAACUGUGGGUCACUUGAGCAAAGGAAUAAACCCUGUUUCCAUUCACUUCCUCAACUUCGACUCCAAAUAUAUAUCAGUUGUCGUACAAACUGGCUUGAUCACUGCCCUUGUGGCUUUGGCUGAAGGAAUAGCAAUUGGUCGGAGCUUUGCAAUCAUGAAAAAUGAACAAAUCGAUGGGAACAAGGAGAUGGUAGCCUUUGGUUUAAUGAACAUCCUCGGAUCUUUCACUUCCUGCUACCUAACCACUGGGCCAUUCUCAAAGACUGCAGUGAACUUCAAUGCUGGGUGUAGGACAGCCAUGUCAAACAUAGUCAUGGCGAUCUUCAUGGCUUUCACCCUCCUCUUUCUAGCUCCUCUCUUUAGCUACACACCUCUUGUAACCCUUUCCGCCAUUAUCAUGUCCGCCAUGUUUGGUCUCAUCAAGUAUGAAGAAAUGUAUCAUCUUCUCAAGGUCGACAAGUUUGAUUUCUGCAUAUGUAUGGCGGCUUUCUUGGGCGUUGCCCUCUUAAGCAUGGACGUUGGCAUCAUGCUUUCGGUGGGACUUGCUUUGCUGAGAGCUCUGCUUUACAUGGCUAGACCAGCCACUUGCAAACUCGGGAAAAUAACAAACUCCAGUUUGUAUAGAGACGUGGAACAGUACCCAAAUGCAACAAGAACCCCUGGAAUUAUUGUUCUUCAACUUGGUUCCCCUGUUUAUUACGCCAACGCCAACUACAUCAGAGAAAGGAUUUUCAGAUGGGUUCGUGAUGAGCAGACCAUAUCUGAUACCAACGAUGGAUCCGUCGAACAUGUACUGCUGGAGUUGAGCGGAGUUACCUCCAUCGACAUGACAGGGAUCGAAACUCUAGUUGAAAUCCGCAGAUCAUUACAAGCAAACGGAAUCCAGAUGGGAAUUAUAAACCCAAGAAUAGUAGUGAUGGAGAAGAUGAUAGCUUCGGAUUUCACAGAAACAAUCGGGAAAGAGAACAUUUAUUUGUCGGUAGACGAUGGAGUGGAAAGGUGCAGAGAUUUGGUUCCCAAAUUAAAGCAAACGGAUGGAAGUGGUGAAAGUUCCAUUAGCUUAUGCACAGGAAUUUGAAUCUGCAAUAAUUAUAUAAUGUAUUUUCUCAGUUGGGCUUGUGUUUUGGGCCAAGCAUUGAAAUAGCAUAAUUGGGCCAAGCAUUGAAAUAGCAUGUUUUGGGCCGACCAUUGAAAUA
Molecule: messenger RNA, 2076 nt
Organism: Cucurbita moschata (crookneck pumpkin)
Lineage: Eukaryota; Viridiplantae; Streptophyta; Magnoliopsida; Cucurbitales; Cucurbitaceae
Product: probable sulfate transporter 3.5
Exons: 12
Coding region: 12-1958 (648 amino acids)
Biological process (GO): transmembrane transport
Cellular component (GO): membrane
Molecular function (GO): secondary active sulfate transmembrane transporter activity
Source: RefSeq, a predicted model, not a curated record